Molecule: messenger RNA, 2737 nt
Organism: Alligator sinensis (Chinese alligator)
Lineage: Eukaryota; Metazoa; Chordata; Crocodylia; Alligatoridae
Gene: ZDHHC22
Product: zinc finger DHHC-type containing 22
Exons: 2
Coding region: 98-925 (275 amino acids)
Biological process (GO): protein palmitoylation
Cellular component (GO): Golgi apparatus
Molecular function (GO): palmitoyltransferase activity
Source: RefSeq, a predicted model, not a curated record
UGGGGAGCCGGGGAGGGGAAAUGGAAGCAGCAAGUCUCCGGCUGAGGCGGUCACGUUUGUUUUCUUCUCGCUGUCCCCUGCAGGAAUGUAAGGCGCGAUGCUAGCGCUCAAGCUGCUCAAUGUUGUUGCUCCAGCCUACUUCCUGUGCAUCUCCUUAGUGACCUUCGUCCUCCAGCUCUUUCUCUUCGUCCCCAGCAUGUUCAGAGACCCUUCCACCACCCCACUUCUCUCUCCUGCUCUGCUGCAUGGGGCCCUCUUCCUCUUCCUCUCAGCUAAUGCCCUGGGCAACUACAUCCUUGUGAUACACAACUCCCCUGAGGACCUGGGCCAGUGCCUGAACUUGGGCGGAGGAGCCGAAGUGGUGGCGGACUGGUCGGAUGGAAGCAGGGCCACUGGCUCAGCCUUGCCCAGCACCCACUUCUGUAGACUGUGUGCCAGAGUCACCCAAAGGCAUGACCACCACUGUUUCUUCACAGGGAACUGCAUCGGGAGCAGGAAUAUGCGGAACUUCAUCAUGUUCUGCCUCUACACGUCCUUGGCUUGCCUCGACUCCCUGGUGGCCGGGGUGGCUUACAUCUCUGCAGUGCUCUCUGUGUCCUUUGCAAAUCCACUGGCCUUCCUGACCCUCCUGCCUCACUCCAUCAGCCAGUUCUUCUCAGGAGCCCUCCUUAGCUCUGAAAUGUUUGUCAUCCUCAUGCUGUAUCUCUGGCUUGGAAUUGGACUGGCCUGUGCUGGCUUUUGUUGCCACCAGAUGCUGUUGAUCCUGAGAGGGCAAACUCGAUACCAGGUGCGGAAAGGGAUGGUGGUAAGAGCCCGGCCCUGGAGGAAGAACCUGCAGGAGGUCUUUGGGAAGAGAUGGCUACUAGGACUUCUCAUCCCUGUGCUAAAUGUGGGAAGUGACUAUCACAGGCAGAAAGACAAGUAACAAAAUACACACACUUGCCACAUGCAUACACACUUCUACUUUCUCCCAUGCUCUGCUGAAACACUCCAGAGUUGGACUCUUCCAUCUCUCAGCAUAGCAGCCUCUGUGAGAGGAAGGGAAUGGCUAGCAAACUGAUUAGAUGUAGCGUAUUACCAAGGAGAUCACAAACCAUGUAGAUGAAGAACUGCUACAGCUUUGUAGAUGUAUUGCUGCACCUGUGUACUUGGCAACCGUCUCUGAACUAUUUGUAAUAUUAUAGUCAGAUCCUCCUGUGGGCUUCUGCUUCCCUUCUUCCAUCUCUCCUCAUUCUUCUCCAGUCCCUUUCCCUCUACUACCCAGCCUAUGCCUUCACCCACAACUUGCAGCUGGGGCCUCCUGAUAGUCUAUGUCAUCAUAAGUAGACUGUCAGUAAAAUGUGUGUUCUGGUGAGGGGAUUCAUAGUAUGGCCCUUGGAGCUUUAUGCAGCUUAAAGUGACCCUGAGAUAGAAACAAUAGUUUAAUAAUAAAAUGCAAUGCAACCAAGUGCUCUAGGGGCAGGAUAUGCAAACUACUAGGAAGGUAUAGAGAGCCUGUCUCCAUAGCCUAGAAGGUAGGGGAUAGAAAGGACUUAUCCUGUUAUAGUCCUUGAUCUCUUCCUUCCACAACUAUGUGAAGGGGUAGAUGCUAAUAGACUGAUUAUCUGACCAGUCAGGAUUACUGUUCUGUUAGCUGCUUUUAAGGAUGACCCUUCUUUAGCCCUUUUGCCCUGUCCUUUGCCUCAUGAUGACACAGUCCAUAGUGUAGCAGUUAUCUUGACUCAAAGGACCAGCAGAGGGAUCAAAUAAUGGGCCUCAGACUGAAUAAAGCACAGAUACAGGGGAAAGAGACUGUGAGUGUGAAUGAAAAAAUGAGAAGUAUUUGAAAGUUUGGUUCUGUGUGAGUGAGAAAGAAAGGUGUAUGCAUAUACACUGGGCUGGGAGGAGGGAGUAAGUGACCACACUCAUGGUGAGAAUGGGUAUAACAUAGCAAAAGCUGAUAUAACAUGGUUCUUUCAUAUCUAGUGGUGUGAAGAGUUCACACCCUUUAUGGAACACAGAAAAGUUUUCCAAAUGCCAGGAUACUUAUUAUCAUUUUGUAUUAGCAUUUAAAAAAAAUAACACCCAAAAUUAUUACCUCAAAUGUUCCUGCCACAUCCUCUCUAUAGAUAGGCUCUUUAGGACAUUUUCCCUAAACUAAAUAUAGAAGAGUAAAUUCAUCAUAUUAUAACUCCAUUAAGGAGAUUAAUUUAAUUACUGUCAGCCCAAUGUGUAAAUUAACUUCCAAUCACAGAAGACCUCAUCAUAUCACUGGUCAGACACCAUACUUAAUAGGUGCCUUAAAAGAGAAUACCACCACAUUAAAGAAAUUAUCUCAGUGCUUUAUUCCCAAAGAGUUAUAAUUAAAAGUUUCUGUUAUGGUCAGCUUUGCAUCAGCCAAUAAGGACCAGGAGUGAAUCCACUGCUUCAAUCAGAUAAGCUGGAGGGGGUGCUGUUUAGCAACUAAAGCUAUAUUUCUCCCUUAAGUAGCAGGUUCAGUCCAACCCAGGGCGAGAAGCAAAAUACCUGCUAUCCUGUGUUUCUCACACAGCAGCGUAGAACUGUCAUUCUUAUCGGGUUUGGAAUUAUCCCUCAUACAGCUUCAUUUUGAUCUGAAUGUGUACACAAGUAAUAUGCUGAAAAAAAUAACUAGUUGAGUAGAUAGAACACACGUAAAAUAUAUUCCUCCCAUACUGAAUGUGUGUUCGCAUGAACACACCACUAACAACUUAUGUAAUAUACUGUAUUUUCAUUUAUA